UACGCUGGAAGAAUGAUGUAAUUCUCUCCCACUUAAUCAUCGCAUCCAUUACUAAUAAGAGCCCUUGUCCCAUUUCUUUAUCCUUAUCUCUCUCCCCCUCUCUCAGUGAAACAAGCCAAAGGUCUCCGUUGUGUUCACCAGAAAACGGAAAAGAGGCAGGAGCUUAUAGUUCCAGCCAUUAUCAGAAAGUUAUAGAGAAGACAUAGCCAACCAUGAUGAGGAAAACAGCUUGGAUCAUUCCAUCUAUUCCGAUCAUUAUUGCAGCAAUUCUGCAAUUCCCAUAUUCAUCACUUGCAGAGCCAAGAGCCAAGACAGUUGAGUUCAUCUGUGGAAAACAAAUGGAGCACAACACCACCAUAUAUGUACCGAACUUUGUCGCCACAAUGGAAAACAUAAGUGCACAAGUGAGAUCGGCAGGCUUCGGUGUUGCAAAGACUGGUACAGGUCCCGAUACUAACUAUGGAUUAGCACAGUGCUAUGGUGACCUCUCCUCCGUCGAUUGUGUUCUGUGCUAUGCUGAAGCGCGUACUGUUUUGCCUCAGUGCUAUCCUGUCAAUGGUGGAAGGAUCUAUCUCGAUGGGUGCUUCAUGCGUGCAGAGAACUAUAGUUUCUUUCAUGAGUUUACAGGCCCUGAUGACCAUGCUCGCUGUGGGAACUCAACCCGUAAGGAUUCAGCUUUCCAGGCAUCGGCAAGACAGGCCCUUUCUCAGGUGGUUUCUGCGGCUUCAGUCAAUAAUGGCUAUGGUCGGGCUCAGGUGCCUGUUGCUGGGAGGACAAACGAGUCAGCUUAUGUUUUGGCGGACUGCUGGAGGACCAUCAGUCCCAGUUCUUGCAGAGCUUGCUUGGAGAAUGCUUCUGCAUCCAUAUCAAAAUGCUUGCCUUGGUCGGAGGGGAGGGCGCUCAACACAGGGUGUUUUAUGCGGUAUUCAGACACUAAUUUCCUCAACCCAGUGCCUAGAAAUAGAAGUUUUAAAGGGAGAGUUGUAGCAAUUGUGAUUGCAUCCGUUAGUGCAGCAGCUGUUCUAAUAAUUGGAGCUGUCAUUGGAUUUUAUGUGUGGAAGAACAGAAAGAUUCAGAAGAAAAGAAAAGGUGAUGCAGUGAAAUUGGUAAAAACCCUUAAUGACAGCAGCUUGAACUUCAAGUAUUCCACCCUGGAAAAUGCCACUGCCUCUUUUGACGAAGCCAACAAGCUUGGACAAGGAGGAUUUGGCACUGUGUACAAGGGUGUUUUGCCAGAUGGGAGAGAGAUUGCUGUCAAGAGGCUGUUCUUCAACAACAAGCAUAGAGCAGCUGAUUUUUACAAUGAAGUCAACAUCAUUAGCAGUGUCGAACACAAGAAUCUGGUCAGGUUAUUGGGCUGCAGUUGCUCGGGACCUGAAAGUCUUCUUGUGUAUGAAUUCCUACCUAACCAGAGCCUGGACCGAUUCAUCUUUGAUUCAAGCAAAGGUAAAGCAUUAAACUGGGAGAAGAGAUUUGAGAUCAUUAUAGGGACGGCAGAGGGGUUGGUCUAUUUACACGAGAACACAAAAACGCGGAUUAUCCACAGGGACAUCAAAGCUAGUAAUAUCCUCCUAGAUUCGAGGCUUCGAGCUAAGAUCGCUGACUUUGGCCUGGCUAGGUCUUUUCAGGAAGACAAAAGUCAUAUCAGCACUGCCAUAGCAGGAACAUUAGGAUAUAUGGCGCCAGAAUACCUGGCCCAUGGACAGUUAACGGAAAAGGCAGAUGUUUACAGCUUUGGUGUGCUUUUGCUGGAGAUCGUCACGGGGAGGCAGAACAAUAGAAGCAAAGCCACAGAAUACACAGACAGCUUGGUAACAAUUGCGUGGAAACACUUCCAGCAACGAAGGGUAGAGGAACUAUUCGACCCGAAUCUCAUGCUGAACAACUACCACAGCAUAAAUGUUAAAGGCGAGGUUCUACGGGUGGUUCAUGUAGGGCUCUUGUGCACUCAGGAAAUCCCCUCACUAAGGCCAUCAAUGUCGAAGGCGCUACUGAUGCUAGUGAAGAAAGAACACCUCCCAGCACCAACCAGCCCCCCCUUCAUGGAUGAGGCAACCAUGGAAUUCAAUGACAUGAGCGAAAACAUGUCAUCGACGCCCCUCCACAAUGGCAAUGCAGUUUCAGUUGCCAGCAUUUCCCACAGUAUUUUCUAUCCAAGGUGAUGAUGUCAAGUCUAGCUUUUCCAGAGGCUAUUCAUUGCCAAUUUUUUGCUCAACCAAAGAGGCGGAAGAUUCAGGAGUACAGAGAGAGCUACAAGUAUAUUGCACUUAAUGUGCAACAAGGCACAUCAACAGUUAUCUCAUGUAUGUACUUUAAAUUGCACUUAAUGUGCAGGGAGACUCAUUUUUAUUUUUAUUUUUUGUUCCACUGUAAGCAACUUACAGAGAGUAAUCAAAUACACACAAGGUCACGUUGUUGUGCAUAA
Andrographis paniculata is the source of this 2425-nucleotide messenger RNA. Its product is annotated as cysteine-rich receptor-like protein kinase 2. NCBI's taxonomy places the organism in Eukaryota, Viridiplantae, Streptophyta, Magnoliopsida, Lamiales, Acanthaceae. The coding region runs from base 213 to 2162 and encodes 649 amino acids. Gene Ontology annotation, molecular function: protein kinase activity; ATP binding. The transcript is spliced from 8 exons. The record is from RefSeq and is a predicted model, not a curated record. Gene Ontology annotation, biological process: protein phosphorylation.